Messenger RNA from Ornithodoros turicata, 1367 nucleotides. Its product is annotated as tryptase beta-2-like. The record is from RefSeq and is a predicted model, not a curated record. The transcript is spliced from 7 exons. NCBI's taxonomy places the organism in Eukaryota, Metazoa, Arthropoda, Arachnida, Ixodida, Argasidae. Gene Ontology annotation, biological process: proteolysis. Gene Ontology annotation, molecular function: serine-type endopeptidase activity. The coding region runs from base 55 to 837 and encodes 260 amino acids.
AUAUAAAAAAAAAACAUCGAGGUCCAGGAGCGAAGGACUCGGUGCGUCAACAAGAUGUCUCGAACCGUCGCAAUCGUUGUAGUGGCAUUAGUGACUCUUACUAUUGAGGCAACAGUCUUACCAAGUGGAGGGUACAGCGACGUGGAAGUUGGCAUCGCAGGUGGAAAAAACGCCACUCCAGGGCAGUUCCCAUGGCAUGUUAAGCUGAUUAUCACAGCGAAUGGCACAACUUUCCUGGGCGGGGCAAGUUUAAUAACACCAACCGUUGUCAUCACAGCAGCCCACUGCGUAAACUGGGUUUCACCUGAUGUAACCGUCAUCGGAGGUCUGAAGUGGGUUGAUCCGCCGAGUACAGUGCAGCGCCGAAAAGCAGACAAGUUCAAGAUUCAUCCGAAAAUCUUCGGCCAAUGCAGAGAUGACAUCGCACUAAUCAAGCUGAAGGCUCCAUUCGAUAUCAAAGCGAGUAACGGCACGAUCGGUACUGUUAAUUUGCCUCCAAGAAAUCACGAAGUGAACGGCGAAGUCGUCGUCACAGGAUGGGGAAGAAUUUCAGACACGGAACGGUCAACAACUCUGCGGUACGCAACGAUUCCUGUGGUCGAUGACAGUGUAUGCGCCACAAGGUUCCCUUGCUACACUGAGAAGAAGCUAUGCGCGGGAGGUGGCGGAAGAGGCAUCUGUCCGGGUGACUCCGGUGGCGGUGCAGUGGAGUACACGAAUAAAUCAGCCGUCUUGGUCGGUAUUUCGUCUGGGGGAGGAGGUGGUUGCGGAAAAAUUCCCGCCUAUUUUGUCCGCGUGUCGUCUUACCUCGACUGGAUCAAUUCCAACAGCAUUUGAACAACAAUAUGAAUUUACAUACGCGAUGAUAAUAGUUUAAUUUGCCAUUUUCUUAACUGGUCCCUGUUGUUACUCUAGGACGGAAUCCUUCACCGCGAUAAUCACUUGUGAACAGUAAAUACCAAAUUGUUUCUGUGUGAUUUGUGCAUUUUUUUCCCAUACCGUUGCUCUUUUCGUGAAAGUAAAUUUAUGCCAACUGCAAGAAGUAAAACAAGAAAAGGAGAUGUUUUUUCAGGCAUGUGUCGUUAUACUUUGCUUGGCUGGAUGUAUUGUUUUUGCUCAUACACUUUACUGAAAAAAAAAAAAAAACAUUUAUGGACGCACAUGCAUGCAUUGUGCGAAGAAAUGUACAAAAUAAUGGUGCACAAUGUAGUGUACAAAAUAAUGGUGGUUGUUACAAUCCGCGUUACGCAUAUAGCACGAAACAUUCCUUUACGAAAAGUCGGAAUGGGGUACUGGUAUACAAUGCACUACCGCGGAAGUGUGCAUCUAGACAAAUCGUAAAGAAAUAAAAACAAAAUAAAAGUCAC